CACUUUUGUUCCUUCUGGCUUUUGUCGCCCAACGUUCUCGAUCGAUCGGCCCUGCAGUCGCCUGUCCAGCCAUGAACCCCCUCGCCGUCCGCUCCUGGGCAUUCGCCUCUCUGGCUCUUGCGUCCCUCUUGGCCGCCGCACCCGCUGGCCACGAUCUGAACGCUCUCCGACCCUACAUCGGUGGCCACCAGGCCGCCAACCUGGCCACGCUCCCCUCGCUGCAGAUUCCUCCCCCCAUGCCCAAGUCCUGGCCGCCGGAUGAUCAGCAGCACUUUAUCCCUGCCUCGUUCCUCGCCGACCCCCUUGUCCAAGACGCCCUGGCCUAUGUGCAAGCCGUGGUGCCCGCCAGUAUCCUCAACAUCCCUGUGUCGACCUACGUCAGCGGACCCACUGUCAAAUAUCUCUCUGAUCCCGUCGCCAACUGCUACUGGCCCGCGAAUCAAUGCGUUCGCACCACUGCCACCGCAAACUACAAGCCCGAUGUCUUCCAGUGCCCCCAGCAGAGCACAUGGGGAAUCUCCUUUGACGACGGACCGACCAACGACACCGUCAACCACUACGACUCCAUUGCCAUCCGCGCCCAGCUCGACAAGAUGAAAAUCAAGGCUACCUUCUUCAUUGUCGGAACAAACCUCAUCGAGAGCCCAAACAUUGUCCUGGACGAAUACAACGACGGCCACCAGAUCGGCGUCCACACCUGGACCCACCAUCCCCUCACCUCGUGCACCAACGAGCAGAUCGUUGCCGAGAUCAAGUACACCGAGGCCCUGAUCUACAAAACCAUCGGCCAAGUGCCCAACUUUUUCCGCCCUCCCUAUGGUGACAUUGAUGACCGUGUCCGCUCCAUCCUUGGUGCCCUCGGCUACACCAUCACCAUCUGGGACAAGGACGACUUUGCCGCCGACCAGGCCACCACCUCGACUGCCAUCGCGCAGGGCCUGAUCAACAACGUCACCUCGCAGUGGCUCCUCCCCAACCAGCCCGGAUUCGUCUCCCUCAGCCACGACAUCACCCCGUUCACCAGCGAGGUUGUCCUCGGCUACCUCAAGUACAUUGAUGCAAACCGCGCCAGCAUUCCGCUGACCAUCGAGCCCGUCGGAACCUGCGUGAACCAGCCCUGGUACCGCUCCAACUCGACCUCUGCCACCUCAAGCGCGUCCUCGUCCGCUGCUGGUGCCUCGGCCACCGGAGCCUCCGGAGCCGCGAGCACUGCAGCCUCCACUGCUCCUGCCGGUAGCCUCAGCGCCUCCGGUGCCGCUUCGACCCGAGCCAUGUCAGCCAGCACCAUUGCAACGGCCCUUGCCACCGCGGCAUUCGCUCUCAUUGCCGUGCUCGCCUAA
Polychytrium aggregatum is the source of this 1340-nucleotide messenger RNA. RefSeq lists its product as uncharacterized. Gene Ontology annotation, cellular component: membrane. The record is from RefSeq and is a predicted model, not a curated record. Lineage: Eukaryota; Fungi; Chytridiomycota; Chytridiomycetes; Polychytriales. Gene Ontology annotation, biological process: carbohydrate metabolic process. Gene Ontology annotation, molecular function: chitin deacetylase activity. The transcript has 4 exons. Bases 72 to 1340 code for a protein of 422 amino acids.